CUCACGCCUUCCCUUCUAACGCACCAAACGCCCCCAACCCCACCAAGGGGAAAAAAAAAAUGCUGCAGAGAUCGCAGAAGCAACGUAGCUUCCCGGAUCCGCCGGACCACGGGAGCCCCGCCAUCGCCGGCGGACGCCGCCACUCGCCGCCUUCCCCGCCGCAUUCCAUCCUUCCUCCCUCCUCCGCCGGCGCCACCUCCGGGGACGGCGGCAAUGUCGACAAAGUCCUCUUCAAGAACCUAGUGGAGAUGGUCCCCCUCGUCGAAUCGCUGAUGGACCGGAGGGCGAAAUCGUCCUUUACGCGGCGGGCAUCGAUGGUCUACACAGCUGCCCCGUCCCAGCCGAAGAAGAAUGCUGAACUCAGAGGUGGAAAAACAGCUCAAAGCAUCUCAGCCAAAAAACGGAGGGAUCGUGCAGAAAAUUUCCAAAGAGAUGACACUGUUGAUGACAUAUCAUUUUUCUCAUCGAGGGCGUUGACCGCAGAAAAUGUGCAAAAGGAGAGGGAAGAAUUGACUAUGCUGCGGGAACAGGUCAAUGAGCUACACAAGAAAUUGUUAGAGAAAGAUGAAGAGCUGAAGUCUGCAGAAAAUUCAAUAAAUCAAAUGAAUGCAGCAAAUGCAACACUUGAUGAAUUGAGGCGCCAGGUUGCAGAGAAGGAUUCUAUGAUUAGAUCUACUAAUUCACAAUUAUAUAAUGCCAAGAUCAUGCUUGCAGACAAGCAAGCGGCUUUGGAGAAAUUAAAUUGGGAAGCAAGGAUGUCAAAUAGAAAAGUUGAGGAACUUCAAGGGAAUGCAGUCUCUAUGGACCUUGAAAUAGCUGCACUGGUGCAGUUAUUUGAGAAACUAACAAAGAAUGACUCAGCUGCUUAUCCUGAUGACAGCAUUGCUGCUGCUUUUGAUUUUGAACCACUUCCACCUACAGAAAAUAUUGAUGAAAUUCAAAUAGAGAAGAUGGAAGAGGCAAGAGCAGCCUACGUUGCAGCAGUUGCUGCUGCAAAAGAGAGCCCCACUGAUGACUCAUUAGCUGCAGCAGCUGAGGCAAGGUUAAGGCUUCGAGCUUUUGUAUGCUAGCCUGACAGUUUGGAAUAUUCAAAGUCAAUCUCAAUGCAUAUGCUUGGUGUUGAUUGUAUACUGAGUGCAACAGAGAUGAUUGUAUACUGAGUGCAACCAAUCAUGGUGCAUGUUUUGUAUCUAGAGGAGAAUGCUUUUCUCACAGUUUCAGAUAAAUAUUUCCAAGAAAUGGUUUAUAUGGCAUAGCUGUUCCAUUAGUUUGCUUGUCA
Messenger RNA from Phoenix dactylifera (date palm), 1279 nucleotides. Its product is annotated as protein MICROTUBULE BINDING PROTEIN 2C-like. Gene Ontology annotation, biological process: plasmodesmata-mediated intercellular transport. NCBI's taxonomy places the organism in Eukaryota, Viridiplantae, Streptophyta, Magnoliopsida, Arecales, Arecaceae. Gene Ontology annotation, molecular function: microtubule binding. The record is from RefSeq and is a predicted model, not a curated record.